GGGACAACUCUUUCAGCGACACCCAGUCGGAGAGCUCCCAGGACGCGUUUUUUCUUCCCUCGUGCGACGAAACCUGAAUUUUCUUGUCAUGUCGGACCUGUAUCCUACCCUUCAGAUGUCACCCAAGAAAAAACGCUGUCCGCCAGAGCUCAGUGACACCGACUACACACCUAAACGAUUGCGAACGGCACCGAUCACGCCUCCUGCUACUGUAUCGAAGAAAAAAGCACCGAAAACGAAUGAUCUACCCACUCAUUUGUCGCGUCUACAGACUAUUCAAACUGGCCUUCAACACGCCCUCUCACAUGCUCUCGCGUCGUGUGCCGUGUCUCCAUCGUCAGACACCGGUAUUGUGCGGAAUGUGUUGAACCAUCUCUCACUAUCAACUUACACUGGACUAACUACCCAAUUCACAUCUGAUGAUCUCCGGAGACUCUGCUGGCUUUGGGAGUGGGACGGAGUCUCGCCGCCCGAAAAAAAGAAGAAAGUCGAUGACGAUGACGAGAACCCCUUCUUGGAUACCCCAGCAUCGCAGCCCAAGGACUGGACUCGCGGGUCUAUGGGCAUAGUCAUCAGCCCUGCCACUCACUAUUCCAAGGCAGACAAGAAACGCGUUGCUGCUUACGGGAUUGGGAUCGAGGUUGAAAUGGAUAUCGAUAAGGACAUGGGUGGUGGUAUGGCUGCCGUAGCUCGUUGGACGGCAGGAGCAGAAUCACGUCGAAAAGAGUUCCAUACUAAACUGGUCAAGUGGUCCGAGCUACACUCCGAUGAGCCGUCUAUGCCGCCAGUUCCCAUGGCGGAUUUACCCAAAUUGAGCACUCUCUCCAAACCCUCUUCUCUGACCCGCGUCUUCGCUUCGAUCUCCCCCAAGGCUUCUGCAUCAUUCGCACCGCCUUUACCACCUGGUUCUCCCUCUAAAUCUCCCACAAAGCGCAGCCGAGAUUUUGUGAUUCCGUUUCCCAUCACACCUUCAUCUAGUCAGAAGUCCCCAAUUAAAAAUUCCAUUCUGUUUCCACAAACGCCAUCCAAACGCGACAUUCUUGGCUCUGGUACUAUACGUACCUUGACACCACGUACACCAACUACUUCUAAUGUGUCUGUAUCCGAUAUUCCUUCGGAACCGUCAACGCCUGUGCAUCAACGUGGUCGCAAUGCCUCCACGGUUCCGCAAACGCCUACCACAGCCCGUCGUCAAGCGUUAUAUGAGCGAGUUCGUCAACGUUCAUUAUCAGCAUCUCCAACAAAAGCUCUAAGUAAUGAUAUUGUUGGCGGUAAGCUGACACGCGAUCAGUUGCUUAAGCUCGGACAGGAGGAAAUGAGGCGGCGCUGUUUACUUGGCCGCUUGGGCGGUGUAGCUGAGAGUGUGUGGAUGCUGUUUUCUGGACCUGUGUCCGGAUCAUCUACGUCUACGCCCUCAAAGCGGAAACGUCGCGCAUUACCUAUGUCCGAGGUGGUAAAUGCAGUCAUCAAGUCUUCUCCCGUGCCCAUAUCCGCCGCUGAGGCCAGCGAAUCUUUGGAAAUGCUGUUGAAGCUGUGUCCGUUCUUCCUAAAAAAGUUGAACAUCUCUGGGGAAGACUGGCUAGAAAUGCCGGCGCCAAAGACCAGCCCCAUCAGCGUAGAUGAUAGUACUCCAGGCACCGCUGGAAGCCCUUCUAGCCCUAGGUCCCGUCAGGCCAAGGCUGACAGUGCGGAGGAGGUGUUGACAAGAAGUCCCAAGCGAGUGAAAAAGGAAACUGGUGGCUUGCGCGAAGUCAGAGAGAUCAUUCGUCGGGAGCUGGAGCUCCAGGACUAAUCAAUGCUUCAUCUUUUUUUCUCAAUUCGUUUUGUAGCUUCCGUUUACUGACUU
This is a messenger RNA of Desarmillaria tabescens, 1846 nucleotides long. RefSeq lists its product as uncharacterized. NCBI's taxonomy places the organism in Eukaryota, Fungi, Basidiomycota, Agaricomycetes, Agaricales, Physalacriaceae. The transcript is spliced from 4 exons. The coding region runs from base 89 to 1792 and encodes 567 amino acids. The record is from RefSeq and is a predicted model, not a curated record.